UCUCCUCUUCUUCCAAUUUUUCCAUCAACUGAAACAAUCUUCACUGCAUCCAUUCCACCUACUCCCGGCUCGCCAGGAGCUCCAUCUAGACCAUCUUGGCCUGCGAGUCCAGGUGGCCCGAUAAGCCCAAUUGUUGCGUAACCGGGUUCCCCUGGAGGUCCUGAAGGUCCCGGGUACCCUGGUUCACCAGGAGAACCAUGAUCACCAGGAGAACCUGGAGGACCCGCUGGGCAACGGAUGCAUCCUGUUGGUGACAUGACUGGAAUAUGAAUUUACAAAAAAUAAAAGAUCUUGGGCAACUCACAAACAUCCAUAUUACUGUGCCCAGCCUCUCCAUCCAUACCAUUCAGACCUCUGGAGCCGGGGAUCCCGUCCAGACCAUCGGCUCCUGGAGCACCUUUGGAGCCUGGCGGGCAUUUCUGAGAAAUCGUUGAAGAGCAUGUGCAUUUGCUAGCCUCUGUGUAGUCUCUAAAAUUAAUUUUUUGAGAAUUUUGUGUGCAAUUAUGGAGUGAGCUCAGCUGGGUGAGCUCAACCCCGUCAAAAAAAAUGUUUAACUAUUUUUUGUUAAACUUUUGUCUUUUUUGGUCCUUCUCUGUCCGUUUUUUAAGGAAAAGUUUUUGACGCGGCAGACGCGGAAUGCCCCAUUUUUCCCGUUUUUUCCUUUUUUUUAUUAUUUUUUCUGGAUUUUAUUUGGAUUUUCCUGGAAUUUUUCUCUUUUUCUCAUCCGCCCAGCCCCGCCCAAGCCUAAGCCUAAGCCUAAGCCUAAUUCUAGGCCCAAACCUAAGUCUAAGCUUCAGUCUAAGCCUAUACCUAAGCCGAAACCCAGGCCGCAGCCUAAGCCUGAGCCUAAUCCUAAGCCUAAGAUUAACCUAAGCCUAAGACUAAGCCUAAGCUAAAGCCUAAGCCGACACCUAAGCCUUAGAUUAAGCCUAAGCCUACGCCUUGGUCUAAGCCUACGCCUCAGCCUGAGCCUAAGCCUAAGCCUAAUCCUAAGCCUAAGAUUAAGCCUAAGCCUAAGCCUAAGCCUAUGCCUAAGUCUAAGCCUAGGCCUCUUAGCCUAUACUUUGACCUAAGCAUAAGCUUAAGCCUAAGCCUAAGCCUAAACCUAAGCCUGAACAAAAGCCUGAGCCUAAGCCUAAGCCUAAGCCUAAGCCUGAACCUAAGCCUAAGCCUAUACCUAAGCCUAAGCCUAAACUUAAGCCCAAGCCUAAGCCUAAUCCUUCGAAAAUUAAAGAAAAAACUUCAAAAAAACGUAAUUUUUCCUCACCUCUUUCCUCUCUUCUCCUCCAAGACUACACUUCCAACUUCUCUGGAAAUAUUCUUCAUUCUAAUUUUAUAUUCAUCACUGGCAAUUUUCAAGUUAGACUCUAAACUUGAAAUUUCUUUAAAUAUGGAAUAAAAGUUAUAUAUCACAUAAAAGAAAGGAAUUGCGUGAGAGAUGAGUAGAAUUACUAGUUUCAUUAUUUGAUUUUAAAGUUGAAAUUAGCCAUAUUUAUAGACAAACUUAAAUGGACACAAAAAAAACGAGUAAAUGGAUUCAUUCUCAUGACGGAAUCCCGAGAAAGGAGAUAAUGAUGAUGGUGAUGAUGAUAAGAAAGAGAAAGUUGCCCCCUUCUUCUUCUUGUUAUCCGUUACUUUUCCGUGUUUUUGGGUCACUCCCAUACAUAAUCGCUCUCGUUUUUCCGCGCCAGCGCAUCAUUUCUUUACUCACUUUUCGUUGGAUCCUCCAUAGGCUUCUCUUGGAGGCUUCUCCUGGAAAAUGAACGAGAAUGCUCGAGAAACGGCAUACGCCACGUUAAUCAUAGUUUCACUAUUUAUCUCGCUAUCCACGAUGUCGUCGUUUAUUGUUUCUGUAGGACCCCUUGCCUCAAUACUUCGACCGGCUAUUCAGAAUACUGUCAACGAUGCCGAGUACUGUCAGGAAAGCGCCCUCGAGAUGAAAAGCAUGCUAUCCGAUGUCGCCAACGAUUUCCAAAACAUAACCCGCCAGAAAAGAGAUGAAAUCGACGAUUUCCUACACGAAACCGGCCAAACCGCAAGAUCCCGAGUAUGUGAGUGCCGUCAUCCACAAGGACCCCCGGGGAUCCCUGGAAGAGACGGUCUUCCUGGAACGAAAGGAUCGGAAGGUGCGCCUGGACUUCCAGCGCGCCUACCAUGUGAGCCUCCUGUGAAUUAUAAGUCUUUGUGUGCGGAUCCGUGUCCGAGAGGAGUACAAGGAACCACUGGGAUUACGGGAGUGAAAGGAGACACUGGUAAGCCAGGACUACCCGGAAAGAAUGGACUUCGCGCGGAAAAUGGAAAAAUGGGACCAAAAGGCCUACAAGGCCCUCAGGGAAUCCCAGGACUGGAUGGAGAAAUGGGCGACCCGGGUGCGGACGCCACCCCGAAACCGUUCAUCCCGGGACCAGCAGGUCCGAUCGGAGAGGAAGGAGAAUUCGGGCCGCCAGGACCGUCUGGUAUGCCUGGUAUCGACGGCCCGAUUGGUGCACAAGGCCCACGAGGAAAAAAAGGAAAGCCCGGGUUCCCAGGGAAUGAUGGAGCCGCUGGAGCCGAAGGACUCAUUGGAGAGCACGGGGAGGAAGGCAAUAGAGGGGUGUGUCCAACAUAUUGCGCCACUGACGGUGGAGUCUUCUUUGUGCAGCCUCCAGAUUGGAUGCUACAGUAACCUACCUCUUUGUUUUUUUUUUUUAAUGAAAUUCAAAUUCUCCUCCAUGUCGCUUCCGUUAGUCUCAAUACCCACCCAGGAAUACGUGUAUAUAUAUACUUUUUAAUAAUAAAUUGCUUUUACAGA
Molecule: messenger RNA, 2791 nt
Organism: Caenorhabditis elegans
Lineage: Eukaryota; Metazoa; Nematoda; Chromadorea; Rhabditida; Rhabditidae
Gene: col-46
Product: COLlagen
Exons: 4
Coding region: 1760-2665 (301 amino acids)
Source: RefSeq, marked reviewed